AUGGGACCUUACGCAAUAAAGGAAUUGAAGUUCCGUAAGGGGAAAGAUGCCCAGGUUUCUGACCAGUCGGGUUCGGACUGCUUUUCAUCGGCUUUCCUCUCCCAGGGCUUCCAAUCCUGGGUGAAGGAUGUUCGCCCGAGACGGGAUGCGACACGCCGAAUGCGGAAUGCUCCGGGUCGACGUGCGAGUGCACGCAGGGCUUUCUCCAAGACGGGUCGGAAUGCAGUUCCGACGAUCUCUGUCAUCUCCUUAGUACUGGAUGAAAACCCGGAAACCGGCGAAGGAGGGUUGGGAGAUCCCUGCGACGGAGACGAAGACUGCAACGAGGAUCAAAAUCUAGCAUGUAAUUUGUCCCUCAUGAAAUGCGACUGCGCCGACGGUUACGUCUUCGAUACCGACAUUCUCAUGUGCGUGACCGGUGGCGGCGGACUGGGGGAUCCAUGCUCCAAUGAUUCGGAUUGCAACGGAAACCUCCACUACCACUGCGACGAAGAGGCGCAAAUUUGCACCUGCGCGGAUGACUAUGAGCUUGAUUUGGAAACCCUCCUCUGUGGUGAGUUC
Molecule: messenger RNA, 561 nt
Organism: Darwinula stevensoni
Lineage: Eukaryota; Metazoa; Arthropoda; Ostracoda; Podocopida; Darwinulidae
Source: the annotation of a GenBank genome assembly